GACUAAACUUCAGAACCGAAUGAUCUGUCUGGUUCUCGUCUCUUUCUCUCUGUCUCGCAAAACCAAAGAGUUUCAGUUUCGGUCGCCGAUCAAAAAUCACGAGCACUUGUCGGAAAUGAUCAGAUAUAGAUAAACUUCGAGAGGAACUUAAAAAUGGGUUCUGAGCAAAACGAAAGCACAAGCUUCUCUCCUUCAGAGCCAAAGCUCUGCGUCAAUGGCUGCGGAUUUUUCGGAACGGCUGCUAACAUGAACCUAUGCUCCAAAUGCUAUCACGACCUUAGAGUCACCGAAAAGCAAGCUGCUUCAACUAAAUCCGCCUUCGAGAAAUCUCUAAAACCAAAACGUAAAAUCUCCGAGAUCACAACCUCCCUCGAAUCUGCUCUUGCGUCAUCAUCAACGAGCGGUGAUGAAACGGCGGCGUUUUCUGAGCCGCCGCCACGGACUACGGCCAGGACGAGGUGCUUGAGCUGUAACAAGAAAGUGGGAUUGAUGGGGUUUAAGUGCAAGUGUGGGAGCACAUUCUGUGGAGACCAUAGAUAUCCGGAGAAUCACGAUUGCGAAUUCGAUUUCAAAGGAGAAGGAAGAGAUGUAAUUGGCAAAGCCAAUCCUGUGGUGAAGUCUAAAAAAGUGGAGAGAAUCUAAGUAAGCGUAAGCCGCGAAUGUUCUUGCCUGUUAAAGAUCCUUGUGUUAUAUGUAUAUUGAUAGCUCUGUUUACGGUUUGAUCGCUCUAGGAAAAUGUUAGAUCGGUUUGUGCUCUUGCUAUUGAUUUGGUUUUGGUGGAGUCUUGUUCUGUAAUAAGAAAUGUAUAAUAGAACUUGGUUUUAUCAGAAAUGUGUGUUCUUGUUUGGUACUAGCAAGCUAGAGAAA
Molecule: messenger RNA, 867 nt
Organism: Eutrema salsugineum
Lineage: Eukaryota; Viridiplantae; Streptophyta; Magnoliopsida; Brassicales; Brassicaceae
Product: zinc finger A20 and AN1 domain-containing stress-associated protein 1
Exons: 2
Coding region: 154-642 (162 amino acids)
Biological process (GO): proteasome-mediated ubiquitin-dependent protein catabolic process
Molecular function (GO): zinc ion binding; DNA binding
Source: RefSeq, a predicted model, not a curated record